CAUCGAGUCAGUAGCAUUGCCAUUGGCGCACUUUGCAGAACGGAGUAAAAAUACAAAACACAAGAAGUGCAGAUGAUUUUGCUCUUAUUAAAUGUUUGUCAGUUAAACACAUAGUUGCAUGCCAGAGAUAUAAUUCUCUACGAUGCUUAUCCCAGUUCUGGUCGCUACAUACGCGGUGUCCGAAGCGUUCAAGACAGUUGCCCAGUCUACACAAGUCGACCAAGCUGACUCUGGAUCUGCAAGUUACAGAGUGAAAGAAACUUAUUAAAGAAAGAAAACUACUUUGAAUGAAUAAUGUCAGAGGAAGGCUUGAGAACAUUUUGUGCAGCUCUGCCAAAAAUUGAGCUUCAUGCACACCUCAACACCAGUUUCAGCAAAGUAACACUGCAAGCACUGGUGGACAGGAAGAUUCAACUUGACCCAACCUUCACCUCCCAGAAGAUGACGUUCGAUGGGAAUGAGACUGCUGGAAUAGAAGAAUCUUUCAGCAAAUUCAGACAAAUCCACAUGGUAUGCAAUGACGCUCACGCUAUCUACACUCUGACCCAUGACAUCAUACAUGAGUUUGCUGCUGACAACGUGAAGUACCUUGAGCUCCGCUCCACCCCGAAGACAAUCCCAGAGACUGGCCUGACCCCCGAGGUGUAUUUGGAGUGCAUGUUGAGGGCAGUGCGGGACUGUGAGGAGGGAGGGGUGGACACUGUGGUGAGGAUCCUCCCUUCCAUUGACCGCAGGAACGGGGUAGACGUGGCCUACAAGACAGUUGACUUGGCCUACAAGUAUGCGCAGUCGUCCAAUGGUGUUGUGUGUGGGAUCGACUUCAGUGGAGACCCAUUAGUUGGAGAUGCUGCAGACUAUGUCCCUGUGUUCCAGUAUGCCCACAGCAAGGGGCUGAAGCUGGCUCUACAUUUAGCUGAGAUUGCCAGCUUCGAGGAGACCCACAAAGUCCUCCAGGGCACAACAGUAGGAAGAAUAGGUCAUGGGACAUUCCUGCAUCAGUGUCCUGAAGACUACAAGGACAUAACACAAUGUGUUCUUCAACAACGCAUUCCCAUUGAAACUUGUAUGACCUCUAACUUGAAGUCCCAGACUGUGUCAGACUACAGCUCACAUCACCUGGAGUACUGGCACAACAGGCAACACCCGGUCAUUAUCUGUACUGACGGGAAGGGUGUGUACCAGACCACAGUCACGGAGGAGUAUGUACACGCAGCACGAGCCUUUGGACUGACACGUCUCAAGUUGUGGCAGCUCUCCCUACAGUCAAUAGACCAUAUAUUCGCAGACGAAGCAACAAAACAAACUCUCAGACGAAAGUGGGAAUCUAUCAAACCAUCCUUUGACUUCAAGGAUCGGUGAUUGGAGAGACAGUAAAGCCUUCAUACCACUGCAUUUCACAAUGAAAUGUCAGCCAUUAUAUAUGUAUAUUAAACUGGUCAGUCCUGGACAUGCUGGAGCCAAUCAUUGAACAGUUAAAGGGACCAAUCAUUGAACAGUUAAAGGGGCCAAUCAUUGAACAGUUAAAGGGACCAAUCAUUGAUGGCCACAAUCCACUGCAAAAUCAAACGACAAAUUUUAGUAGUUGCGUAUCCCCACCAUACUUCCCUGAUAUCGAUGAAUUAUAUGAUCUUCAACAUUAUCAUGAUGAUUACCAAAUAAAUAUUUAUGGCAU
Molecule: messenger RNA, 1672 nt
Organism: Haliotis rufescens (red abalone)
Lineage: Eukaryota; Metazoa; Mollusca; Gastropoda; Lepetellida; Haliotidae
Product: adenosine deaminase-like protein A
Exons: 8
Coding region: 295-1359 (354 amino acids)
Biological process (GO): inosine biosynthetic process; adenosine catabolic process
Molecular function (GO): adenosine deaminase activity
Source: RefSeq, a predicted model, not a curated record